AUGGGCAACACCGUCCUCCUCCUCCUCGACAUCCAAAACGGCAUAGUCGAUCUCGUCGGCAGCCCAGCCUCAUAUGUCGAGCUCGUGGGCCCCACCGCCGCGGCUGCCCGCCAACACUCCAUCAAGGUCAUCCACGUCGUGACUGCGUUCCGGCCAGGAUACCCAGAGAAUAAUCCGCUGAGCUCGAGUACGCCCGCCGUUGCAGCCAGUGGUAAUUUUCUAGAAGGCAGCGACUCCGUGCAAGUCCACCCGGCCGCCGCCCGGACUUCAGAGGAACCGAUCAUCAUCAAACGUCGCGUGUCUGCCUUCCACGCGACCGAACUCGAUUUAAUUCUCCGAUCCUCUGGCACCGAUCACAUUGUUGUCGCUGGUCUGAUUACUAGUGGUGCUGUGCUCUCGACCGUUCGUCAGGCGUCGGAUAUGGAUUAUCGCGUUACGGUCCUUCGUGACCUGUGCAUGGACCGUGACGACGAAGUGCACCGCGUGCUCAUGGAUAAGGUCUUUGCGCGUAAGGCUGAUGUCAUAUCCGCAAAAGAAUGGGUGGAUAGUCUGGCGAGCAGUGCUUGA
This is a messenger RNA of Penicillium lagena, 567 nucleotides long. RefSeq names its product cysteine hydrolase family protein. Bases 1 to 567 code for a protein of 188 amino acids. The transcript has a single exon. NCBI's taxonomy places the organism in Eukaryota, Fungi, Ascomycota, Eurotiomycetes, Eurotiales, Aspergillaceae. The record is from RefSeq and is a predicted model, not a curated record.